AUGUCUGCUUUUGGCUUAGAUCUGGACGAAUUGACGUCAGCUUUCGAUCCUAAAAAACCAUCUUCUGAGACUCUUGUAGAUACCGGUUCUACACAGCCUGGUGACUUUGAAGAAAAAAAGCGAAAAGCAGAAGCUUCACUCAAACCCUUAUUAAAAGAAGUAGAGGAAGAUUCUACAGAUGAUUCUCCCAAACGUUCAAAACUAUCUGUUGGUGAUACUCUAGAAUUUAAUGCUCCCAGAAUACAAAUACAUAAAAUCAGUUCACCUGAAACAUGUACACACGAGGUGGCUGUUCCCCCUGAUAUUGAAUACAAGCCAAUUAUUAAAGAUUGUGGAUUUCCAGCGAAAACUUUUCCCUUCACGCUUGAUGCAUUUCAGCAACAAGCAAUCAUAUGUAUUGAUAAUAAUCAGUCGGUGCUAUUAUCGGCUCAUACGUCAGCUGGUAAAACUGUUGUUGCUGAAUAUGCAAUCGCAACAGCAUUACGGGAAAAACAACGUGUAAUUUAUACUACUCCUAUUAAAGCACUUAGCAAUCAGAAGUACAGAGAAUUCUUCGAAGCCUUCCCGGAAGUAGGAUUACUUACAGGUGAUGCUACAAUCAAUCCCAGCGCUAGUGUACUCAUCAUGACCACAGAAAUCCUUCAAUCCAUGUUGUAUAAAGGUGCUUCAAUGGUGCGAGAGGUCGGUUGGGUUAUAUUUGACGAAAUUCAUUAUAUGCGUGACCCUGAACGUGGAGUGGUUUGGGAAGAAACUAUAGUGCUUUUACCUGAUAAUGUUCGUUAUGUGUUUCUUAGUGCUACUAUUCCAAAUGCUCGCCAGUUUGCUGAAUGGAUAGCUCACCUUCACCAUCAACCAUGUCAUGUUGUUUCAUCUGACUGCCGUCCUGUACCACUACGUCAUUAUCUAUAUCCUGUGGGUAGUGAGGGUUUGUUUCUCGUAUUGGAUGAGGGUAAAUAUUUGGAGCAAAAUUUUGAACGAGCUAUGCGCUCGUUCCUUUCGGAUGAAUCAUCAAAUAAAAGACAAAAGUCACAAGUUGAUUACAAUAAACGUUCUGAAAAUAAUGUCAUUCAAAUUGUUCGUUUGGUCAAACAUCGCAGUUUGGAACCCAUAAUUGUAUUUAGUUUCAGUAAAAAGGAGUGUGAAAUCUAUGCACUUCAAUUAGCCAAAUUCGAUUUCACUACUGAUGCAGAGAAAAAAGUCGUUGAUGAAGUAUUCCGCAAUGCAAUCGAUGGUCUUUCACCUGAAGAUCGCGCAUUACCACAAGUUGAGAGUGUCUUACCAUUGCUUAAGCGUGGUAUUGGUAUACAUCAUGGUGGUCUUUUGCCUUUAUUAAAGGAAACUAUAGAAAUAUUAUUUUCUGAGAAUUUAAUUAAAUGUUUAUUUGCUACAGAAACAUUUGCCAUGGGUUUAAAUAUGCCCGCUAGAACGGUCCUAUUCACCUCGGCUCGUAAAUAUGAUGGACAGUCUUAUCGCUGGAUGAAAAUUUUUUCGUAUAUCCAUAACGUGUAUUUUGUAUAA
Molecule: messenger RNA, 1518 nt
Organism: Schistosoma curassoni
Lineage: Eukaryota; Metazoa; Platyhelminthes; Trematoda; Strigeidida; Schistosomatidae
Source: the annotation of a GenBank genome assembly